Messenger RNA from Columba livia (rock pigeon), 5077 nucleotides. RefSeq names its product solute carrier family 25 member 47 (gene SLC25A47). The transcript is spliced from 6 exons. Bases 447 to 1334 code for a protein of 295 amino acids. The record is from RefSeq and is a predicted model, not a curated record. Lineage: Eukaryota; Metazoa; Chordata; Aves; Columbiformes; Columbidae. Gene Ontology annotation, biological process: transmembrane transport. Gene Ontology annotation, molecular function: transmembrane transporter activity. Gene Ontology annotation, cellular component: mitochondrion.
AUGUCUCCAUGGUGCAGGGCACAGGUGUCCUCUGGCAAACAAGGGUGUAAGGCUGUCUUCUGCGGUUAAUAAGUGCGGUGGGAAAUGGCCCCAUCACAGCUGGCAUUACCCUGCAGGGCACUACCCCUCGUGAUUUUCCAAGCAGAAAGGCAUUGAGGACAGCAGCUCUGGCACAGCGUUGCUGGGCUUCGCGGGAUUACUUAUUCACUGUGUUCCUGGAACAGCUCCAGGCUUCCUGUCUCUGCCUCGUGUGUACAAAUUCAUCCAGUAUUCACAAGGUUCACAGUCCCCAGAGGCAAGACAAGACAGUAGGAAGGUGCUUCAUAUUCCAAAUCACACUGUCUCCAAAGGACCUGCGGUGCUCUGGACGGACCGAACUGAUAUCCUCUCUUCUUCUACCUCCCUAAUGCUUAAUCAGGGUAAUUAAGGCAGCAGAAUCAAUCUGGAUGGAUUUCAUUGCCGGGGCCAUUGGAGGUGGUCUGAGCACAGCAGUGGGUUAUCCGCUGGACACAGUGAAGGUAAGAAUUCAGACCGAGAGGCAUUACAAUGGGAUUUGGCACUGCAUUCAGGAAACAUACAGGACAGAAAAAAUUUGGGGAUUUUACAAAGGUGUGUCUGCAUCAGUCCUUGCAGUAUCGGUGAUUUCUUCUGUUUCGUUUGGCACGUACAAAAACUUCCUUUGUACCAUCUGCAAGCUGCGAUACGGGGCUGCGGAUGCAAAACCAUCCAAGCUGGAUGUUUCUCUUGCUGGAGUUGCUGCCGGUGCUGCCCGGGUUUUGUUGAUGACCCCUAGUGAAGUGGCUAAAGUUCGCAUGCAGACUCAGAGGAACCCACAUCCGUCCACUGCAUCUCCCCAGCCUGUUUCCGAGCCCAAGUACCGAGGAUCUCUGCACUGCCUGAAGGUGAUUGCCAAGGAGGAAGGUUUUGGGGGUCUCUACAAGGGCUGCUCUGCAUUACUCUGCAGGGAUUGCUCCUCUUCUGCAAUAUAUUUCCUUACUUAUUCUGCUCUGUGCGACUGGCUCAAACCAGCUGGGAAAGAUAAACCAGGUUUACUCAUUGUCCUACUUUCUGGUGGCUUUGCUGGAGUCCUGGCCUGGGGAUUAGCUACUCCCAUGGACGUCAUUAAAUCAAGGAUGCAAACAGAUGAAUUAGACCAGCACAAGUACAAAGGUCUCAUCCACUGUGCUAGAGAAAGCGUGAGAAAGGAGGGUGCAAAAGUGCUUUUCAAAGGACUGGGGUUGAACUGCAUUCGUGCUUUUCCUGUGAACAUGGUGGUGUUUGUAACGUAUGAAGCUGUGCUGAGAGUUACAGAUCAUUAUACAAACAAAAAAUAACUUGUGCCACUCCGUUCAAGGGUGUAUUUUGUUUAGUUUAUUUUGUUGUAACACAAUAUCCACAAUUGCUGAUCUCCUUUGAUGGGCAGUGUAAGAAGCAUGGACAUUUCAGCACAAAACUGGAUGGCUGACAGCUUUGUUUUAUUCUCAUAGGAUGACAAACUCACCAGGGAGUCUCGGACUUAGAUACAACCUCCCUUUUAUCUCAUUAAUAUAUUUAGACUGUAGCCACUGCUCAGGCCCUUGAAACACUGGGAAAUAUUUAUGUUCUAAAAAGCUGAUAGUCUCAUCAGAAUUUUUGGUAAAGGAUUCAUUUUGUUUUUUACUGGCACAGGAAAUGAUCUUCACAACCAAGGGAAGAGCUGGGGGGAGCUUGUGUAAGAUUUAACACUACCCAGUGCUAUUUACACGUAAUGCCUGUGUUGCAUUCCGUGAGUAACUGAACAUAUUUGUGCUUCAGGCUGCAACUUUUCCUUCCCAGCUGUAAUUUUCCCAAAGUACUCUAUAAUUAUAUCCCUUUGGUAGCAGAUGAAAUACGAACCUCCUUGCUUUUUCGUGUCAUUAUUUAAUGACUGGCAGACGUAGUCUGUUAACAUAAUCACGCUAACAGCCUCAUGGAAAGUGAAACCAGGCAGGGGUUCCUGUAAACCGAGUGCUUUUCUCGCUGUGCUGCCCUGAGUCCCCCAUCAUCCGUCCCCCCCGGGACACUGAGUCUCCGUGGCUCUCCGGAGCUGGGCACAGCUUGGACGCAAUCUUUUCUCAUCCCGGAGUGGGGGGAGGAAUAGAUGCAAAACCUCUUUGCUUCUCAAAGGAAGGGCUGCCAUAAAAUCCAUGUGCUGCGGGGUUAGGCAAGUUAAAGGAGAAUUGCAAAGUUGUUGAGUUUAACUAAGAUUUACUACUUUUAAAAUGCAUAUACUCUUCUCACUUCAGUGUUUGAAGCAGCCAAAAGUUGUUGGUUGUGUUUUUUUGUUUUGUUUUGUUUUGUUUUUUCCCAAAAGGUGCAUUUUGAUAGAAUUUCUGAUGCUCCUAACAACUAUUUAUUUUUCAUAGAGGUACAAAGUUUCACCAACAUGUCAGUUAAAAAAACCCACGCUCACACUGUUGCUUCAGAAGGAAAGUCCCUAAAGCCAGAAAUACUUUAAUUUGCUCAUCCUGCCUCAAGAGCAGCAUAAAUGUUUUCUGUCUCCAUUUUUAAUCCCUGGACGGACAUGUGGAGCAGACCAGAUCCAGCUCCUGUCAGAUUCUGUUGCAAGGGCGUUUUCUGGAGGUAAAGAGGAAGAUUAUAUUUUGAAAGGAGCUCUUCAGGGUUGAUGCCCAUCUUGUCCACAGCCACUUUUACCAGUUGACAGCAAGGCCUUGACUACACUGAUAAUCAUUUUUCAGCAGACAGGACUUCUCAGCUAUGCUGGACAUAUAAAAAAGGUUCUUGUAUUUAAAUGACAGGUGCUACUAGAAAAGAAUAAAGGAGACCUCUUCCCCUCCAGAGAAAUACUGGUAAAAUGCUCCAGAACUGUCCUCCUGAAAUCUAAGCCUUCAGUUGGCUUUUAAAACAUGUUCACAGCCAUGCUAUCAAACCGUCAUCGUAAUUUUUCUCUCAGGAGUUCAUCCAACUCUUGCAGUUGAAUCACAAGGAAGGUUAAAAGACCAGGCAGGUGCGGAGUAUGUCACCUUAAAGGGGAGUGAAAUGAAAGACCCAACACUGAACUGGAUUCUCUCCCAAAGUGCUUAUGGCCUCAGCAACCUACCACCCACGGUUACAUCUUGGGGUAUCGGCAUCAAAGCAUUAAACUACCUUUAGUCAGAAAGUCCUUAUAACAGGAGAUUUAAUUAAGUCCUCAAGAUCUGGAAUUCCUCUUAAUAUGGUUAUUAAGAGUCUACUAUCCUCCCCUCUUUCUACAAGGGACACAUUUGAUCAAGUAUUGUCCCAGCUGGGUAGUGAUUUAUCCUGGCUCUGCCUGGGUACUUUCUGGAAUUGAAGUCCUUCAUGCUGUAUUGUUCUCAGCCAACCUUGCUCUCAGGCAUUACAUCUUCUGAACAGAGGCAGUAAAAAAUGCCUGCAAAUCAGACUAAACAACCGUUUAUCCUUAGGCAGCAUUGAUACCAUCCAUGGUCAGCCCAACGUUUGAAAAUAAAGUAGCUCAGCUGUCCUAAUAGGCUCAUACAUAUUCAGAUGACUAAAAAUGUCCCCUCCUGUGGAUGUAACUGAAAUACAACUGGUUUGAAGAAACAGAAUUACAGAUGAAUUGUAAAAAUGAGUGGGAACAACUGUGAAGCUAGUGGAGAGGCUGAGAACUGUAAGCCUUCAGGGUAUUCAGCACCACGUAAAAGCAGGUUCUCAUGUGGCCUGAACAAAUGCUACACAAGAGGCAAGCUGUAUCUUCAGGCAGCUUAUUUCAGGAAGGUAACUGCUUUGCAAUCCAACCUGCUCACAAGCCUUUACUGGAAAUAGCAUAUACACAGUAUGUGGGCGACAACCUGCCCUAGAGCCAGAACCCACAGUGAAUUCCAACUGAUACGAACUACCAAGAGGUACAGGAAUUGACUGAGUAAGUACUGUGAAGACAGGUACAUAAAUAUGAACCAAGUUUUGUUUAAUGACAUGACACAUUGUACAUAUUAAGUACUUUACUACAUACAUACCAGGCUGGGUGUUUGGCUUCUGGAUUUUAGAACUUGACUGCUUUAUUUUCUGGUUUCUUUGUAUUACCUUGACCUUCAGCUACUCUGAUAAACACACAACUAUUUAUUCUGAUGAAUUAGCUCACUGAAGGCCAGCUAACAGAAUAAGACACCACAUUUGCUGUGCUGAUAUUGGAUUUACAUUGCUGUAGGGCCUGCAGCUUAUUGUAUAGAUUAUUCCUUUCAGUAACAAAGUUGGUGGCCUUAGGAAAAAAGUUUUCUUUAGAAGGCAUAUUCUGCUGCAUGUUUUCAUGUUGCCGGUAAUUCCUGUUUCCUCUGACAACAUUCAUGAAUAUCCUAGUAGGCUUCAGCUUCCCUCUUGGUGACUGUGGAAGAUCCAUAUAAAGCUGCUCAGAACCUGUGCUCUUCAGAUAGCAGCAAUUGUGGAGUAUCAUGUUUCCACUUCAGUACUGGUCUUCACGCCAAACCUACUGAAACAUCAUUGUAAAUGGGUCACAUUGACCUUUCCCUAUUUCUGAGCUGGCUGCUGGAUACUGGAAAAUUCAACAUCCAGUCUCACCUGAGACCAGUUAAUCUUCAGAAAACUGACCCUUAUUAGCUUGCUUUGGGAGCAAUCCAAAGUCUACCUGGCAGGACUGGGUAGAGUGGGUUACAGGCCACCUUGUGUCACUGCAUGAAAAGCACUGGAGACCAGAACAAGGACCAGCUCCAUCAGAUGACUAAAUCAACACCUAAAAAGCUAAAAAGAGAGGAGUAUGUGUAAAUUAAGCCUUCUAAAAAUAAUAAUAAAAAAAAAAAGAGUAAAAUCAAAUUAGUUUGAUACAGACUUUUAUCUACAUUUUUUAUUACAGCAAGAUGAACAAAAUGAAAACAAAUUGAGGAAAAUGUAAUGAACAUUGCCUGAUAACAUUCUUACACAUUUCACACAUGCUUUUGAAGAGUGCCUUGUCUUAACUUUUAAACACCUCUGGGACACGAAUUGUAAUUACAACCGAUUUAGGAAUUUGCCAAGACUCUGAGAAACUGUAUCAUUUCAGAGCACAUUUGUAAGAAACCAACAGUACUUGAUUAAGGUGCUUGCUCAGUAAACAAAUACUGACUAA